Leguminivora glycinivorella is the source of this 817-nucleotide messenger RNA. RefSeq lists its product as uncharacterized. The record is from RefSeq and is a predicted model, not a curated record. The transcript is spliced from 3 exons. The coding region runs from base 140 to 817 and encodes 225 amino acids. Lineage: Eukaryota; Metazoa; Arthropoda; Insecta; Lepidoptera; Tortricidae.
UAAAACUGUGUAAUUACUUAAUUUAGGAGUGCUAAAGUGUGUGAGCAGAUUGCUAAAUAACUCGCUAUUAGCAUCAAAUAGGACACACAUAAGAUUAAUAAGUAAAUGAAGAGUAUCAGUAGCUUGCAUUGCGUACAAAAUGGACCUUUUAGUUUCAACAUUAGAAUUGCGCUUAGAGAGGCUAACAGAAGCUUUAACGGGAGCCGCCGAGGCUCUUCAUAGUAUGGAGACCGGCGUAGAAAGGGACAGGAUAGUUGCCGUCAAAAUUAAUGUUAAUAAUAGAUUAUCGUCGUUCACAACAGACCUCAACAGAUAUUUGUCUGGUGAUAGCGCCAAUGUAAGAGAAGAUCUUUGGAAACAGUGUCGCGACGUGCAGAUUAAAGCGGAGGACGUGCUAACGGAAUUGGAAAUUGCCAUGAAACUCUACUGCCACGAAGGAGAUAACAAUAAUAGGACACGUCUACCUAAAUUAGAACUCGGCAAAUAUAAUGGUGAUGUCCUAAAGUGGAAUACAUUCUGGGACAAGUUUGCAGCCAAUGUCGACAAUAAGGAUAUUGCCAAUGUGGAGAAGCUCUCAUACCUGCUAGCAUCUUUGGAGGGACCAGCCCUUCAAGCAGUUGAGGGUUUGGAGACUACAAACUUAAAUUAUCCAAUUGCGGUCGAUAUCCUCAGUAGCCGUUUCGGUAAGCCUUCAAAGGUCAUUGACGCUCACAACGAGGCUUUGCAAAAACUUACGGUAGCAAAGGAUUUACCUGAAGAUUGUAGAUGCACUCUGAACACCAUAGAGAAGCACCUGAGGUAUAUCAAGUGCGACUGA